This is a messenger RNA of Akanthomyces muscarius, 1044 nucleotides long. RefSeq lists its product as uncharacterized. The transcript is spliced from 4 exons. The coding region runs from base 1 to 1044 and encodes 347 amino acids. Lineage: Eukaryota; Fungi; Ascomycota; Sordariomycetes; Hypocreales; Cordycipitaceae. The record is from RefSeq and is a predicted model, not a curated record.
AUGGACACACCCUCGGCUGGCGGACUGGUGUCUUUGUGCCUCGGGAUCUACAUACCACAUCUCAUCAUCUCAACCUCCUUCAAGAUUUCCUCAGCCACUGUUUCCCGAAAGCCUUGUAGCAGGAAAAUAUACUCAAAUAAGCGGCGUGGUAUUACAAGCGAAGCGGGUUUUCUUCUUCUACUACUACGAACCAUGUCUCUGGAAAAGAUCUACAUUGUCCGUCAUGGAUUCCGCACGGCCUGGACAGUCGACAACAAGGGCAACUACCGCUCGCACAUUCCCUCGCCGACGGGCAUCGCCGCCGACCCGCCCCUGACCUCGCACGGCAUCGCGCAGGCCGAGGAGCUCGCGGCGCACCUGGCAACGCUGACGCCCGCCGUCGAGGCCGUCUACUCGAGCCCGUACUACCGCUGUCUGCAAACCAUCGAUCCAUUUGUCAGGCUCCAGUUGGCAGCCGCGAGCGCCGGCACGCUGACCUCGCGGGCGGCGGACACGGUGCGCAUCCGCGGCGAGCACGGCGUGUGCGAGUGGUUCGGCGCCGCGCCGUUUGAGCACCCGCAGCCCGCCGACGCCGCCGAGCUUCGCGGCCUGUUCCCGGCCUACGACGCCGACUUCGUGUCCCCGGUGAAGCCGCGGGUGCACGGGGAGACGUACGCGCAGCUGGUCGCGCGGGUGCGCGCGGCCAUGCAGGCCCUCAUCCGGCGGUGCGACGAUGAGGGGAGGCGGAGCGUUGUCAUUUGCUCGCACGCGGCCGUCAUUAUUGUGCUGGGCCGGGUACUGACCGGCCAGCACCCUGACGAGAUGGAUACCGAGGACUUCAAGGCAUUUACGUGCGGGUUGAGCGUGUAUGCACGGGGAAGAGGGGCCGAGGGCAAAAACACCGACGGCAAGUCGGACAAUGUUGGCAACUGGAUUUGUGAAAGGAAUAGCGACUGCAGCUUCCUGAGCGGAGGCGAAGAACGUGGAUGGAAGUUUGCGGGCGAUGAAUCCUUUCCCGGUACAGGAUCCAUGUCGCAGGAUGAUCCCGUCGAGUCUAAGUUGUAG